Molecule: messenger RNA, 684 nt
Organism: Dryobates pubescens (Downy woodpecker)
Lineage: Eukaryota; Metazoa; Chordata; Aves; Piciformes; Picidae
Gene: LAT2
Product: linker for activation of T cells family member 2
Exons: 11
Coding region: 1-684 (227 amino acids)
Biological process (GO): B cell receptor signaling pathway; B cell activation; calcium-mediated signaling
Cellular component (GO): plasma membrane
Source: RefSeq, a predicted model, not a curated record
AUGGCACAGAUGGAGCUGCUGUGGGCGGCCGCCGUGCUGAUGCUGCUUGGGGCUGCCAUCAGCCUCUGUGUCAAGUGCCAGCUCUCUGCCUCCAAGCGAGAGAAGCAGCUGAGCAAGCAGAGGAGCCAGCUCGAAAGCCAGCGGAGAUUUGAGGUGAUUCGAAACCACUCCAGGAGCAAGACCAAGACCAGGUACCAGAAUUUCCUGACAGAGGACCGCCUGCAAGGGGAUGCUGUCUACGUGGAGCCCAUAUCUCUGGAUUACUACAACUAUGCCAGGUUCUUCACCCCACCCUAUGAGAAAGAGGAGGAUUCCCAUUCCUAUCAGAAUGUCAUCAUUGGAGUGUCUCGUGGCUCUGAUCCAGAGAAAGAGGAGGAUUCCCAUUCCUAUCAGAAUGUCAUCAUUGGUGUGUCUCGUGGCUCUGAUCCAGAUGAUGCUGAGGACUACAAGAACAGCACAGCCAUACACAUGUGGAAACUGCAGCAAGCAAAAGCUCUGCGGGCAGAAAGCUCGGAUGAGGAGCCAGACUAUGUCAACACAGCCCCUGUGUCAGGCCCUCCCCCUCUGUCAAAGCAAAGGAGCAGCGGGUGUGAUUAUGUUCCCUCGGUGCUGCAGAAGAGAAUCUGCUCCAAACUGGAGCUGAAAGCAGCCACUGAAACAGUGGAAGCCACUUCAAGCAGGUAG